Messenger RNA from Musa acuminata subsp. malaccensis (wild Malaysian banana), 1659 nucleotides. Its product is annotated as WRKY transcription factor WRKY24. Lineage: Eukaryota; Viridiplantae; Streptophyta; Magnoliopsida; Zingiberales; Musaceae. Gene Ontology annotation, biological process: regulation of DNA-templated transcription. The record is from RefSeq and is a predicted model, not a curated record. Gene Ontology annotation, molecular function: DNA-binding transcription factor activity; sequence-specific DNA binding.
GCCACUGCAAGCUCUCCUCUCCUUCCUCGCGAUGGCGACGGAGCUUUGGGACGAUAAUUACCUCGGGAAUAGGCGAUUUGAUAUGGAGGAAGCAGCAUGGAGACCUCAGCCAUUCUGCAACCGCCAGCCUUCGCCUUCUCCGAACUCCUUGCAGGAGCUGGCGGCGUCGACGGCGAUGGCGGCAGGGACUUCCCGGCCUUUGCUGGAGAUUCCGUACCCAACUUCAAGUCUGCACCUCCUCCUCCUUCGCUGGCCAUCUCCCGCCCUCCCUUAUCGCCUUCGUCUUGGUUCGCCAUCCCGGCCGGCCUCAGCCCUGCUUUGCUCUUGGACUCUCCGGUGCUAUUCUCCUCAUCCAACAUAUUGCCAUCUCCAACUACUGGGACUUUACAAGCUCUGAAUCGGGGAAUCUCCUCUGCUGAUCAUCGACAAGGGAACAAAGAUGAAACCAUUGCCUGCUCCGACAUCUCAUACCAAACCAACACAGAACCCCAAAACUUUGAGACAGCAUCAUUUCAGACUUGUGGGUCUGCAAUCGCUGUGGAAGGCGCCUUCAAAACCCACAGACGGUGCAAUUAUCAUCACGAGACCAGCAACAACAUCAAAGUCGAAGCUGUAGCUCCAACUUUUCAGUCCGAGUUGCGAGCCCACCAUGGCCAAACCGAUCACGAUCGAUCCAGUCAAGCUCCUCUUACCCUCGAAGAACAGAGGAAGUUCGAUGAUGGAUGCCAUUGGAGAAAGUACGGUGAGAAACAGGUCAAAGGAAGCGAUAACCCACGGAGCUAUUACAAGUGCACGUACCCGAGUUGUCCGAGAAAGAAGCAGGUGGAGAGGUCCUCGGACGGACAGAUCACCGAGAUCGUUUACAAGGGUACUCAUAGCCACUCAAAGCCGCAGUCCACCACAAGGCAUUCGGCCGCCGUUCAAGCGAUUCACGAUGCUGCGCCUCCUGAAGCAUCCGAAGCUUCUUUCGGCGGGCCGGAUAAUUCAUCGGCGUCUUUUGGUGACAGUAUCAUCGAUUUGAGCUCUCGGAGGAGCAAUCGGGGAGGUGAAGCCUUGGACGAAACCGAACCAGAUGCCAAGCGAUGGAAGACAGAAGGUGACCAUGAAGAGCUAUCAGCUCCCGGAAAUAGGGCUACGAGGGAGCCGAGAGUGGUUGUGCAGACACAGAGCGAUGUCGAUAUCCUCGACGACGGGUACCGUUGGAGAAAGUAUGGGCAGAAGGUGGUGAAGGGUAAUCCAAACCCGAGGAGUUAUUACAAAUGCACUACGAUGGGCUGCCCCGUGAGGAAACAUGUGGAGAGGGCAUCGCAAGAUCCCAGUUCAGUGAUCACGACGUAUGAAGGCAAGCACAACCAUGAUGUUCCUGCAGCCAGAGGAAGCGGGGCGCACUUACAGAGCAGGCCUCAGCCGGAGGAUUAUGGCACCGCCACAGCAGUGCGUCCAUCGUUCAUGGCCGGUCACGCCAGUCAAAUUGCUGCAUACGAUGCCUUUGGUGCCUCGGGGGUUUACGUCUCAGGUUACCGGAGUUCGGUGAGCUCGUACACCUGUCAACAGCAGCAGCAACAGCAAAUGGGGAGGAAGUUUUAGGCAGCGGAGCUUUUGUGUUCCUCCAGGUUUGGUUGUAAGCUACCGGUGAUACUGAAGCUUAAGUUCCGGUCU